This is a messenger RNA of Stegodyphus dumicola, 3369 nucleotides long. RefSeq lists its product as uncharacterized. NCBI's taxonomy places the organism in Eukaryota, Metazoa, Arthropoda, Arachnida, Araneae, Eresidae. The record is from RefSeq and is a predicted model, not a curated record. Gene Ontology annotation, molecular function: sequence-specific DNA binding.
UGAAAUAAAUAAAUCUUUUCAAAAGUAUGUGCAUCUUCUUGCGAUCUAAAUUGAAUCUGCCAUCAUUACAUGGUAUUGGAAACUUUAUAGUCAUAUAUUUGCUACGAAAUGCUUUUUCUCCUUCUCCUAAUUCAUUUAAUUAAAAUUAUUGCAUCAGGUAUGUUUGGUAUGUUUUUGGUAUAUUUUUACAAGUACACUUUGCUUUCAUGUGCAACUUGCUUUUUUUUAUUGUCAUUUACUCAGAUGUCAAAAAUUGUUCUUAGCGUUGGAACAUUUUAUGAUCAUUUGGUAAAAUUUAUAUAUAUAUAUUAUCGCUUGUCUACUUAUGGUUCUGUGUAUUUGUCAUGUAUGCUUGAUGUGAACUGCAGUUUUUUAAAAAUAUGCCACAGAUAGUAAAUUCCACCAAAAAGUUGAAACUGGGAUGCAGAUAAUCAGAAAGUAUCUGCCAUGUCUUUUGAGAGAAAACCACACCUGUAGUGCCAAGAAUGGGACCAAUAUGUUCAUGCUUGUUUUUCUAGUCUUUUUGCCAUUAUCCAGAUUGAAUUAUCUCUUGUGGAAAGGAAAUGAUUGUGUUCCUGUGUAUGACAUUAAAAUAUCUGUCUGAUCAACUAUCCACCAAUAAGAAACUUUCCAUAUUUUCUGUGACAGACUUUCUGCAUACAGAAGUCCUAAGCUCUGUCCUUGUACAUGUUUUUUAAAAAUCAGAAUUCAAAUGUGUAGUUCUCAAAGAAAUUCUUCUCAUAGGAAUACAUUACAUUUACUGACAGUAGAACAUUUAAAAUAUAUAAUUUACUUUUAGGUGAGAGCUUCCUUUUUUCAUGUUUGUAUUCAUUACUGCAUGAUUUGCUAUUUGAAUUGCUUCAAGCUAUAAGUAAUUUUUGUUAAUAUUUUUUCAACUAAUUACUGAAUGCCUGUUUAGAUCAACAUAUCAAUGAUGGGACAGAUCGAGACGAUUAAAAUCGAAGACAGGACAGAAGAGGCUACUGCAAACAGAUCCAAGUUGUAAAUCCAUCCGCAUUUCAGAUUCUCAGUCCUGUUGUAAAGUAACAACAUAAAGUCAAAAACAUUAUAAGUAUAAGAGUUGUAGCUCAUUAGCAGCAAACAUUGUUAAUCUUGCAAUGAAUAUAUGAAUGAUGCUUCCAAACUCAGUGAAUGCAAAUAUUUCAGUGAGCAAAGAACUAGCAUUUGCGGGAUGUUGAUUAUUGUAAUUUCAUUUUCAUUUGUUUAUGACUAUGGAUGAAUUAAAUCAAUAUAAUUGUUGUUAUCAUAGGUCAUACUUUUGGCAUGCUUCCUAUGUAUCUUAACUGUUGAAAAAUAUAUUGUCGAGAUUCUGUACAUUUAAAAAAUAUACUCCCUUUUGUAUUCCUACAUUUAUUAAUUGGAAGGAAUUUCAUUGGCAGAGCCGUCUAGUUUAUUUACAGAAAUUAUAUAGAUAUAAAUAACACAUUUUGUAACUUUUCUAAAUUCUUAUUAUACAGCAUGAUUUAAUAGCUACACAAGGUAUGGGCAGAGCAGUAUACAGUAAUAUCUGUUGCACUUUCUGAGGUCAGUGGUAGUCAUACAUAGCUUAAUUCUUAAAUUUGUUAUUUAUUCAUAAUUCGUUUAAAUAAUGUUAUGGCAGUUUAUUUCUUUCAUUCUUAGUUUUGGAAGUAAAACAUUUGACUUUUCUAGGCCAGAAGUUUUAGCUAAUGUUCCCAAGACAACCCAGGCUUUCUUGAGCUCUCAUCCGGACAUUUUAGUUGUUGACUCUGGCAUAGAAGUUAGAAAUACAAGCUGUCUUUUGGGCUUGGAGUCUGAUCCUCUUCAGGAGAACAGUGAUGACAAAUUUGUGCAUCUUGGCUCACCUUUAGUUACUGAAAGGGAAGAUCAACAAAGGCUAAUCCAUUACCAUCUGGAAGAAAAAUUUUCAAUAUGUCUUCUGUGAUAAUGCAGGCUAGAAGGUUAGAGCAGCAUUCUCUAAAUUGUAAAUUUAGAGGCUCAUUUGUUUUUGACAAAAUGAUUUGAUGUGGUCUUUCACUACAUAUAACUAUAUGCAAUAAAAGUUUAUGUGGGGAAAUGGCAACAAUUUGUUCUGACCUGAAGAAAAGUAGCCUAAAUCAGCUUGCAGCAUUAGGUCACUUAUCUACUGGCAGUGGAUUUUUGCACGAGAAGGAAAAGUUCAGCAUCAUGGAAAUUCCAUAUAUGAGCAAUUCUACCUUUGCAUCUUGUGAGUGAUGAGAAACUUUUUUAUGAAACAUGUAUUUAUAAAGGCAUUGAAGUAAGACAGAAGGCAUUGGUUGUGUCUUUUUUCUUUUUUUCAAACUGCCCUCUUUUAAAAUGUAUAAAGAUAUUUGGACAUUUCAUACCGAAAAAAAAUUGCAAACUAUUUUGUGGGAGAUUAUUUGUAUUCAAAAUUAUAAUUUGGUACAGUAUUUUCUGCAAGAUUGUAUAUCAUUUUAUAAAUAUUUUCUUAGUUUCCGUAUUGUGAAAUUUGUUUUGAAAGGGAAGAUUUUCAAUUUUUCAGUUUCAAACAUUCAUGGAAUUUUUCCCCCCUUUAAUCAUUUUGUUGACAAUGAUUUAAAGAGAGGUUCAUGAAUGUGUGGAGUAAAUUCAAAUGAAAUAUGAAAGACAUAUAUUUUUAUUCAUAUUUUUUCCAGCUAUGAAUAACUAUAUAAUUUAAUCAUUUUCCAGGCUGAUUGAUUUCAGGUAUUUUUUUCAUAUGUGUACUGAAGUCUUUGCUAAUAUUUUUGCUUAUUUAUUAAAUUUUUCCCCAUUGUUUAAUAUGAAUAUAUUUUCUGAUGUUAUUUUGUUCUUUAAGUUUAAAAAAUACUGAAUGCUACCAAAGAAGAUUUAUGAUGUUUAUUUGCAUAAAAUCUAAACAUUGUAUGUAGCUGCAGUAAAAGCAUUAAAAUAUAAUAAUUAAUAAAUCCUGUCUAAAACAUGUGUUGAAAAGCUUCUUUUGCAAUAUCUCAGAUGUUCAGAUCCUUGUUCAUUAUUGCUCAAGAUCUUCAAAAAGUCAGUGUGCAUUAGCAUUUCAAAUUUAUUACUCUGUUUCAUACAGACAGUGUUAAAACUGGUUUUCCUGGAUACCCAGAUAUAUUUAUAACAUGGGCACUUUUGUAUAUUGGCCAAGACUUUCCUCAGAACAUAUUAGGUAAUUUAAUGUUUUUCAUGAUAGCUUGAAAGCUUUAGUGCAGACCAUUUAUAUGCAAAUUUUCCUUCCAUGUUUCCCUUAGAAAAAAAGGGCCUUUUUCCAUUUUGCCAGCGCAAACGAUAAAGUCGCCAAUAAUGGUACAACUGAUGUCAAACGGAAUAUCUUCGCUGGUAAUCUUUUACCGAUCAUUUUCAAAACAAGUCGCAGCCAUUUAUCAGAUUGAUUGUUUCUUUCAA